This is a messenger RNA of Quercus lobata, 780 nucleotides long. RefSeq names its product RNA-binding protein Musashi homolog 2-like. Bases 130 to 393 code for a protein of 87 amino acids. NCBI's taxonomy places the organism in Eukaryota, Viridiplantae, Streptophyta, Magnoliopsida, Fagales, Fagaceae. Gene Ontology annotation, molecular function: RNA binding. The record is from RefSeq and is a predicted model, not a curated record. Gene Ontology annotation, cellular component: nucleoplasm; chromatin. The transcript has 5 exons. Gene Ontology annotation, biological process: regulation of gene expression.
AGACCAUGGUUUAAGACCCUCUUUCUGAUUUCUCAAAUCUCGAUCUCAUACUUCUCUCUCUCUCUCUCUCUCUCACGCACACGCAUACGCACACGCACAUCCAAUCUCGAACCUUAACACCACCACCCCAUGGGUUCCAGGAGGAACGACAACCCACACUACGGCGAUGGUGCCAGUCCUGGUAAAAUCUUCAUUGGAGGCUUAGCCAAGGGCACCACCUACGAAACCUUUGUGAGUUACUUUGAGAAGUAUGGAAAGAUAACAGAUUCUGUUAUCAUGAAAGACCGGCAUACACAUCGACCAAGGGGAUUUGGUUUGAUAACCUAUGAGGAUCCUUCUGUUGUUGACCAGAUGAUCCAAGAGACCCAUGUCAUCAAUGGCAAGCAGAAAUAACUCCACUAUGGGGAGAGGUGUUGUCAGGAAAUGGCAAAGAAAGUAGCCUAAUGAGUAAUGAGGCUUUUGGCGGCAGUGAUGCCUGAAAUGCUCCUUACAAGUUAUACAUUUCAUGCAGAUCUUAACUACAGUCUAUGCACAUUUGUUCCUAUUUCUUAUUCUCAUUUCUUUUUCUGAAGUACUGAAAAACUCUAAGAAAUGGGACACAACACAAGAAAUGCAAAUUCUGGAACAGCUUUCAAGAUUAUCUUGUGCACAAUCCUAACAAGAUAUGAUGCUGAUAUAAUACUGGCCAAAAUUGUGUGCAAUGGCAUCUUCCCUAUGCUGCAAUUCUAUAUUUUAAAUAUCGUAAGCAUUAGAAAGUAUUUCAAUUAGGCAGUAUCACUG